Molecule: messenger RNA, 6111 nt
Organism: Brienomyrus brachyistius
Lineage: Eukaryota; Metazoa; Chordata; Actinopteri; Osteoglossiformes; Mormyridae
Gene: grin2db
Product: glutamate receptor ionotropic, NMDA 2D
Exons: 14
Coding region: 244-6111 (1955 amino acids)
Biological process (GO): synaptic transmission, glutamatergic; long-term synaptic potentiation; monoatomic ion transport
Cellular component (GO): postsynaptic membrane; plasma membrane; postsynaptic density membrane
Molecular function (GO): NMDA glutamate receptor activity; transmitter-gated monoatomic ion channel activity involved in regulation of postsynaptic membrane potential
Source: RefSeq, a predicted model, not a curated record
AGGGAUAGGUAGAGAGAUCGAGAAAUUUAAUGCAUGUAGAAUUUAUAUUUAGAUAUAUAUAUAUAGACAUAUACAAACACAUAUAUAUGUGUAUAUUUCCAGUGGAAAACUGCAUAAAGGAUACCUCAGAAAAAAAUGAUGUGAUUAGGAUGGAGAGACGAAGGAAGAGAGAGGGAACAGGCUCGUGAAAAAUAGUACUUGUACUCGUCUCUGGCACGUCUUCAGUCUUCUCUCACGGCAGCAAUGCCAAAUCUCUCUCUCCUAUUGGCCCUUCUGAUGUGGGUGGGGCUUGUCAGCCCCAAUCCCACCCUCUUGCUCCGUCCCCGGGAGAGGGAACGAGACCCCGGGUCUUCCGGCAACUUCAACAUCGCCGUCAUUAACGCAGGGCCGUCGCUGCAUGCCGACACGGGGAUGGGCACGCAAGCUGCUGGGAGCGGAGGCCGGGUCCUGUACCCGGGUAUGAGCUCUGGCAGGGUCUCCAGCAGUCUCGGGGACAGCGUGGUGACACAGUGGGGCUCGGCCAAUGUCAUCUGGCUGGCGGUGAACGACAGCAGCCCCCGGACCCUGUUGCUGCAGCUGUGCGAGCUGAUGGCCUCGCGCCCCCUGCAGGGGCUGGUCUACGAGGAGGAGCGCCUCACCCCCCGCAGCCCCCUGGGACCCAUGCUGGAGUUCGUGUCCGCCCAGACGGGACUCCCCAUUGUGGCAGUGGGCGGCGGUGCCGGCUUGGGCCGCAUGCCGCAGGAGAGUGGCUCCAUCUAUCUCCAGUUCAGCUCCUCCACGGCCCUCCAGCUAGAGGUCAUCUUUGAGGUGCUGGAGGAGUACGACUGGACGGCCUUCUCGGUCGUGACCACCCGUCACCAUGGCUACCAGGACUUCCUGUCGAUCGUGGAGGGCCUGACGGACGACUCCUUCAUUGGUUGGGAGAAGAGGAGCGUAGUGAUGCUGAAUCUCACCGAUGACCCGGGAGGCACCCGCACCAGGAGGCUCCUGAAGGAGAAUGAGGCGCAGGUGCGCCUAUUGUACUGCUCGCAGGAAGAGGCGGAGCUGGUGUUCAGGGCGGCCUGGGCAGCCGGUCAGGCGGGGCCUUCGCACAUGUGGUUCGCGGUGGGCCCUGCCCUGACCGGCCUGGGCCUCGAGGGGCUGCCCAGGGCUCUGUUUGCCGUCAGGCCCCAGGGCUGGAGGGACGAGCCGCGCCGGAGGAUUGCCAGGGGCGUGCUGGUCCUUACCCACGGCGCCGCCGCCCUCAGGAAGGAGUACGGCGCCGUGGGGGGGCUCAACUUUGUCAGCAACUGUCAGACGGACUACAACCAGACCCAGAGAGUGCCUGACCGGAUAAGGUUCUUCAGUAACAUAACGCUGGGUGGACGGGACUACUCCUUCAACAACGACGGCUACCUGGCCAACCCGUCCUUAGACGUCAUCUCGUACACGCCUGGGAGGGGCUGGGAGGAGGUGGGCUGGUGGGAGAAUGGCAUCCUGCGUCUCCGCUACCCGGCCUGGUCUCGGUACGGACCAUUCUUGCAGCCCCCGGAUGAUGCGCAGCACCUGCGGGUGGUCACGCUGGAGGAGAGGCCCUUUGUCAUCGUGGAGCCUGCGGACCCCGCAUCUGGCACCUGCAUCCGUGACUCCGUUCCCUGUCGGAAGCCCCUCAACGACAGUGUGGCCAUGGAGGGCAUGGUCCCCAUGAAGCAGUGCUGUAAAGGCUUCUGCAUUGACAUCCUCAAGCGACUGGCCAGGAUCGUGGGCUUCACCUAUGACCUUUACCUAGUAACCAAUGGGAAGCACGGCAAGAAGAUCGAUGGCGUGUGGAACGGCAUGGUGGGAGAGGUGGUGUACAAGCGCGCCGACAUGGCCAUCGGCUCGCUGACCAUCAACGAGGAGAGAUCAGAAGUAGUGGACUUCUCCGUGCCUUUUGUGGAGACAGGCAUCAGCGUGAUGGUCUCCCGGAGCAAUGGCACCGUGUCCCCCUCUGCCUUCCUUGAGCCCUACAGCCCGGCCGUAUGGGUGAUGAUGUUCGUCAUGUGUCUGACCGUGGUCGCAGUAACUGUGUUCAUCUUUGAGUUCUUCAGCCCUGUCGGGUACAACCGCAGCCUGCAAAGUGGCAAGAAGGCGGGUGGAUCCAAGUUCACCAUUGGGAAAUCGAUCUGGCUGCUGUGGGCGCUGGUGUUUAACAACUCAGUCCCCGUGGAGAACCCGAAAGGCACCACCAGCAAGAUCAUGGUGCUGGUGUGGGCCUUCUUCGCCGUCAUCUUCCUGGCCAGCUAUACCGCCAACCUGGCCGCGUUCAUGAUUCAGGAGGAAUACAUCGACACCGUUUCCGGACUGAGUGACAAAAAGUUCCAGCACCCCACAGAGCAAUACCCCCCCCUCAAAUUUGGGACAGUCCCCAAUGGCAGCACGGAGAAGAACAUUCGCAGCAACUACCCGGACAUGCACCAGUACAUGGUCAAAUACAACCAGAGGGGGGUGGAGGAGGCCAUAACCAACCUCAAGACCGGCAAACUGGACGCCUUCAUCUAUGACGCCGCAGUCCUGAACUACAUGGCCAGGAAGGAUGAGGGCUGCAAGGUUAUGACCAUCGGCUCGGGGAAGGUCUUCGCCACCACUGGCUACGGCAUCGCCCUGCACAAGAACUCCCGCUGGAAGCGGCCCCUGGACCUCGCCCUGCUCCAACUGGUGGGAGACGAUGAAAUUGAGAUGCUGGAGCGCCUCUGGCUGUCAGGGAUCUGCCAUAAUGACAAGAUCGAGGUGAUGAGCUCUAAGCUGGACAUCGACAACAUGGCGGGGGUCUUCUACAUGCUGCUGGUGGCCAUGGGCCUGAGUCUGUUGGUCUUUGCUUGGGAACAUCUGGUCUAUUGGAGGCUUCGUCACUGUGUGGGGCCUUCUAGCAAACUGGACUUUCUCCUGGCAUUCAGCAGGGGUAUGUACAGCUGCUGCAGCUUCGAGGAUGAAACGGCCCCUGCAGGAGUCAAACCUUCCCUGCCCUCCCAUCACCAUGCUGCCAUGGGGGUCCCUCCACCCCAACCUCAUGUCAUCACGACGACCGUCGCCAACCCUGCUAUCGCCAUGGCGCCACAGCCGCAGCCGCCACAGCCACCGCAGCCACAACCACAACAGCAGCAGGCAUACAAGACCCCUCUACCAGGAUCCCCCCCGGCUGUCGCGCAUUCAGGGUCGGCCCUUGGGCCCUCAAACACACCCAUCUUGGGCGCCCCUCUUCCAUGUUCUACGUUCCUUCCACGUCCCGACCGGAGGCUGGCCGUGGUCGACCGCUGGAGGAUCCCAAAGACUGCCACAGCCAAUCAGAUGGGCGUAAGGAGUGGAAUGCCGGAGAUAGGACCGUACCCACAAAAGGUGGCUCCAACCUGGGCAGGGGCAAGUGCUGGGGGAUUGGAUGGAUACAAACGGUACUAUGGCCCAAUAGACCCAGAGGGCCUGGGGCCUUGUGUGGACCCGCAAGUAGCUGGCUCUCAGACCCCAAAAACAGCGCAGAGGGGCCACCCGCAACCCCCCCCAGCUGGUGUGGCAUUCUACCAAGAGAAAAGUGUGGAUCAUGGAGGGGGGAAGAAGGUGGUGGUUGGUGGCAGUGGAGGAGGUCAGGGGAAGGGGGUUAAAGGCUUGGGCACUCCCCGGCUGCAACCUAAAAGCCAGGCACCUGCCCCCUUGCCCCCUAAUCCCCCCCUACCACAACCCUCUCCCCCUCUCCCUUCCUCCUUCUGGAGAAAACGACGCCCCAAGAAGCCAAAGGACUCUGGAGGACCUUUGUAUGAGAAUAUCCUUCCCUUGGGAAGACAUGGGGGAGGCCGGGAUGGGGGGAGAAGGAGAAGCUGCCACUCCCCCUCCCUGCCACUGCCUGUACCUGUUCCCCUCUCCCCCACCUACACUCCACCCUCACCCUCACCUUCUAUCCCCUACACCUCCACCUCCAGCACAUCCUCUACCUCCAGCUCCUCUACUUCAUCUUCGGCAUCAUCUUCCCGCUCCACCUCCCCUUCCUCCACUGCUUCCUCAGUCUCUUCAAGGAGCACCAGAGAUCGGGAGGAGGCGAUGGACGAGGAGGAGGAUGAGGAGAUGGAGGAGCUGACAGAAGAGUCUAGCCUGCUGCUGGGGCGUGACAGGGAGCGUUCACUCAUUUCCCCUCGUUCGCUGACCCAUGGGCCCCCACCUCCUCCUGUUCCUCCACGCAAGCCCCGCCCACUUAGGGGGGAGAGGGAGCACGGGCGUGACAGAGGCGGCAGCCAGCUAGCCCAGCUUCAGGAAUGGUGGGCCAGUUGGGGGGAGAGGGAGAGAGAGAGGGAGAGGGGCGGAGAGGCAGUGGAUGCUGCAGAGAGGAGGCGUGAAAAGAAGUGGCGAAAAGAGAAAGAGAAGGAGAAGAGAAAGAAGAAGAAAAAGAACAAAAAGAAGAAGAAGAGAGAAGAGAGAGAGAGGGAGAGAGAGAGGGAGCGGAAGAGACAUAAAUUGAAAAAGAAGAAGAAGAAGGCACUGAAGACAAAAAAACGAAAAAAUAUGGUGAUGGGCAGGCGCUCUGAGCCAGAGGACGGGGACAUUGAGGCAGAGCGAGAGGGGGACGGGGAUCGGGAUCGUGAGCGGGAUCGAGAUGGGGGAGUGGCACAGGGCUAUACAUCCUACCCUCCACAGUAUCAUGGCCUGAGCAGGGAGUCAGCAUGGGAAGGGGACCGUGAGAGAGGGAGGCGGGAGGGGGAGGGUGAAGGGGGAGACAGGGAGAAGGAGGAAAGGAGUCGGGAUAGGCGCCCUAAAAGCUCGCAUUCCCAAUCCCGACACCGGGCUACUAGCAGGCGCUACUCCAACCUAAACAAGCUUCCGGCGUCCGUCAAGUUCUGGGUGAGCGGAGGCAGCGGUGGGGACCCAAGCCCUGACGGGCCGCACUCCUCUCUUCAUCCUCUCCUCCCAUCAUCAUCAAAGCGUCGCAGGAGUGGGGGGAGUGAGAGGGAGGCCGGGGGCAGGGGGGCAGAGAGACGGCCUUUGCUCCUGCAUUACGAGAGGGGCAGGGCCCACACCAGGGAAGGCCUGUCUUUUCAUGAAUGGGACUCCGAGGAAGAUGAGGAUGAGGAUGAGGAGGAACUGGAGGAGGAGCGGGAGAGGGCAGAGGAGCGAGGGCGCAGGGGAGGAGGGCGGAGAGCAGUGUCAGAGUCAGAGAGGGACAGGGCCAGGGCUGAGGACAGCUACUCUGACGAGGGCUCCUCGGGAGAAUUCGGUCAGUUUGAGCGGUACUGGGAGGGCAGUGUGGGUGGGGGCGCUUCGGGUAUCGGAGGAGGGGGCUGGUUUUUUGGGACCUAUCCAGCCAGGGAAAAAGGGGGCAGCGUAAACAGUCGGGACGACUUCUUUGUAGGGCGUGGCGAUGGAUGGGGGGCGAGUGGAGAUGGCUGGGGCUCAGGUGGGGGCAUUGGGUGGGGUUCAGGGGGUGGGAGUGGAGGGUUGGGAUCACAGUGGCCCCCCUUGCCCACAGCCCUACCGCCACCACGGAGGUACUGGUCUGUUGAUAAGCUCCCGAUGAAGGGGGACAAGAAGUUGAAAGGCAGCGGGAAGGGCAAAGGCAAAGUGCGGAGCCGGGAGCGGGAGGCGGCCUGCUUCUGCCAGCACCCUCACAGCCGGCCGCGCGCACACCCCAAGAGGGCCACCACCUCUUCCCACAGCCAGGAGGAGCUGCUGCCCCACUCACACAGCUUCAGCGGCGGCCCCCGGCCCAAGCUGCCCCCCAAACCAGAAACGAACCAGGCCAAGUCUGGAAGUCAGUCCAACCUCAGCACGCAGCCCACUCCCAUGAGCGAGCACCCUCCUCAGCCGGCGCCCUCCCCUCCGCAGCCUCUCAUCCCUGCCCUCCCCUCAUCUUCGCUUCCUGCCCCAUCGUCCUCUUCCCUCCCGGUUCCCAUCCCGCCGCCCCCAUCGUCCUCCCCGCCUGUCAUCUCUCCCACUACGGGUACCUCUCAAGGCUCCGCUGUGGCCACCACCAGUGCCAAACUGCAGUACCAGAGACUGCGCUCUGUGCCCCAGCCGCGGAGGUUCUACUCCCCACACCUGCCUCUCAAGGCCAAGAGCCUGUGCUCCCGCAGAGGCUCCGCCCACUUCUCCAGCCUGGAAAGUGAAGUAUGA